Messenger RNA from Pieris napi, 1550 nucleotides. Its product is annotated as putative gustatory receptor 28b. The coding region runs from base 1 to 1344 and encodes 447 amino acids. Gene Ontology annotation, biological process: sensory perception of taste. The record is from RefSeq and is a predicted model, not a curated record. NCBI's taxonomy places the organism in Eukaryota, Metazoa, Arthropoda, Insecta, Lepidoptera, Pieridae. Gene Ontology annotation, cellular component: membrane; axon; neuronal cell body. The transcript is spliced from 4 exons.
AUGAUUGCAAAUACCAGUAAUUUGUUUUAUUUCAUUUUCCUGAAUUGCCUCCACUUUAGAAUUAAUUUCCAUUUCGGUUCAGUAAGCUGGGUUGUGAAGGGUGAACUGACGAUGUUUAUUCAGCGAUUUUUAAAAAGAAAACGCCAAUUUCACCACAUUUUAGAUGGAUACAUUUUUAUAAUGUUGUUGAGAAAACUUCUAGGUGCAUCGUUUUUCUCUUUAAUGUGGUCUCGUGAUAAAGUGGUUGCGACAUUUAGCUACCUCGGGUUCGUUUCCUUCAAUGUAUGGUACUCUUUGUAUUUCUGGUCUAUGUAUAACGUUUUCAUUGCCGAUCAAACGAUUCUUCGAAUUCUAUUUGAAACCAAAAUAAGGCAGUACGGGGAUUUGGUGGAAAAUAUUGUGAUAACUGCCUAUGUCGUGUACACAAUGUGGAAGAUUUCAUAUGACUUAAGCGGAUCGACUGAACACAUCAAGCAGAUUAUGGAGAUCGACGCUGAGAUCGAGAAAUUGGGUGAAAGGAUAGAUUAUUCAAAAAGUGCGACCCUAUCUUUAUUCGUUCUGAUUUCGCAUUUUGUCGUCUGCUUCAUUCGUGUAUUCGUUGUAUGCAUCUCCAUGGGCAACAGAAAGGCAUCUCUUCAUUACAGUAAACUUUUCCAAAUAACAUUUUCUGAUUCUCUGUCUUUUACAGUGACAAAUUAUUUUUGCACGUAUCUCUACGCGCUACGGGAUAGAUAUAAAAGAAUUAAUCGGGUCCUUAAGGGCUUAGGAACACGCUCGGACAAAGAUCUGUUCGUUCGUAAUAAAAACCUAAUAAAUGUGUAUAGGAUGGAAGAUAGACAUGUUUGUAAGAAGAUAAAUGCUUGUGGGAAAGUAUACAGUAUGCUGUUUAAAGCGUCGGAAACCGCGAAUGACAAAUUCGGUUUUGCAUUGCUCCUGACUAUGUUUGUGUGGUUGAUACUGACUGUAUUAUAUCUUUACUAUUUUAUGGAAGCCACCGCUGCCGGACUGUUUCACGACGUUCAAAGAUACAUUAACUUCUUAGUUUAUGUGUCUUGGCAGAUCAUUUUCGCCGUAGCCAUUAUUUCAUCUGCUAUUUAUUUUUGUGAAAAUAUUGUGAAGGAGGCUAAACUUACAUCAUACUUGGUACAUACAAUCAUCAGUGACACUUGGGAUAUGUCUGUUAAAGAAGAGGCUUUACGUCUGUCGAUUCAAAUUGUUCAUCAAACGCCUAAAUUCACAGCACGGGGUCUGUUUAUCGUGGAGUAUGAACUUUUGUUAGAGGGAGCCCGCUCUGUUUUGACCUUUCUUGUGAUAUUAUUACAAUUCGUUACUCAAAAGAAUUAGGGGAAGGAGCUGGCGAAAGAACUUUUAAAAUGUUUAGUAUUGUGAGCUGAAUAAAAAAUAUACAAAAUCUGUUUAUCGAGUAUUAUUCAGCUGAUAUUAAACUUACCUACGUACGGAAAAAGGCAAAUAGAGCUUUAUUUUUUCUUUCCUACUAGUUGGUUGUUCGUUGGUUGUAUAGGACUGGCGAAGUUAUCAUUGAAUACCAU